Chironomus riparius is the source of this 846-nucleotide messenger RNA. NCBI's taxonomy places the organism in Eukaryota, Metazoa, Arthropoda, Insecta, Diptera, Chironomidae. The record is from the annotation of a GenBank genome assembly.
AUGAACCAAAAUUUUAGGAUUUUAGUGGUAUUUGUGGCACUUUUGCAGGAAAUUAAUUGUGCAGUUGAGAUUGAUAAAUCAUUGACAAUAUCCAGGAGGAAAGAUAAUGACAGAUCACUCACAAUAUCGAGAAAGAAACGCUUGCUGCCUGUUAUACCUCCUGCACCUCCUCUAUUUCCAUCAAUUCUUUAUGGAUAUAAUGCUGCUACUGGUAUUUUGUGUGCUAUAGCUGUACCUGUGGCAUUGGAAGAGUACAACGUUUUCGUAUCUUACAAUUUUGAAGCUAAUUACAACAUGGCUAACGUCCCUGGAGAUGCUUUUCCUGGACCUCUAAACCGUCUCAAAUUAACUGAUAAAUAUCCAACUGUAGAUCCACUAGCUGAUGCCAACUAUGCUGAUGUUGUUGCAAGAAAUAUGAAACGAACUAAUGAAGAUAUUGUCGAAGUUGAAUCUGAAAAUGCGACUUUAAGAAAUAUAGAUGACGAGACUACGAUUCUACCUGAGACAGAACAUGAAUUCACGAAAAGAAGUCCAAUUUUUAAGACAAUUUUCACAAGAGUUGGGAUUUAUACGAUGCUUGAAAGUCGACUGGAUGCGAACGAAAUCAACGGCAAAAAAUGUCUGCUCCAUGCAAUUUGUGAAUCAGCUAAAGCAUCAUUUUUGAGCGGAAAUGGAAUUUUAGGGCACAUAUUUCACAUUUUACUGACUCCGUCAUCAUCAGUGAAAGAGAAAGAACUGCCAUUGGAGUACUACAAAGCGGAAAUACUAGGACUGAAAGGAGACUGUACAAAAUAUGAAAAGGCAUGCAAUUUAAAUGUUCUCGGUUUAUUUUCAACAAUUAUUUAA